UUUGCUGCUGCGUCGACUUUUAUGGAAAAUCAUCUUCUCACCUAAAGCUAGGCAAAACUAGUUUACCAAACCCUAUCUUCUCAUUAAUAAACUCAUUUAAUAGUAUAGUACGAUUGUUUUUAAGUUAGACACCCAUGGGUUUUUUCAUCCAAGUCCCAUAUCCCAAACACUGAAUAGUGGCUGUGGGGCUCUACCUUUGAGGACUUGGCAAGUGAGGGAGAGAACCAAAUGGAGCAACUGGAGCCACAGUUACCGAAAACACAUUUGUGGUCUGACCAAGAUGAAGGGGAUGAUGAGGAAGAGGCAGGCGUGGGCCUGUUAGCGAGGCACUCAAGGCAUCCAAACAAUGGAGUUGGAACCACUCCAACUCCUCCUCCUACUACUACUACAUCUAUUAGUGAUGAGCCUCAGCCUGCCCCUGCCUCGGCCCAUACCAAUGCAACUGCAUCUGAGCUUUCUGAGCAAGAACCGGAAGGAGAAGAACAAGAAGCAGCAGAUAACAGUCAACGAGAUGAAGAGCUGGGCGAUGAGAAGGAGGAAGGAGAUGGAGUUACAAACAGGUUUUACUUUCACAAACUUCAAGGCACCGAAUCCAUCAAUGGGGUUUCUGAAAUGCAAUCUGAAAUUUCAGAAGGCCUGAGCACGGAAAUCAAUCAUCAACAGUUGAAGAAUGUAGGGGAUUGGAACUUUUUUCCUUUGAGCUCCGCACCGGUUGAACAGUCAGAUGAAGAAACAAAUACAAGUUUCAAGCAUUUUGACUAUGCAACUAAAGUAGAUGCCAACAUUGACUUAAUUGGAGAAAUUGAAGAGGAUUUGAUGGAAUUAGAUGUUGAAAGGGUUUUAGAGAAACAGAAUACACAUGAUUUGUACUGUCCAAAUUGCAAUUCCUGCAUUACCCAACGGGUCAUCCUUCGUAGAAGAAAGCCAAAAAUUUCAAAUAUACGCCACAAACCAAGGCACGUGAAAAAGUUGAAUCCAAUUUCUGCUGCUGUGGUUGAUGGUCGUAGUGGUAACUCAACUGAAAUAAAUUCAAAUGAUAGUCCAACACUGGCACCUGGUGUGGAAAAUAACAGUACAGAGCAAGAAGCAAUCAGCUGCUUAUCAUGCUUCAGACUUUUCAUUCCUAUAGGAAAUGGUUGUUUCAAGAUCUUUCGGUUCUUCGGAUGUGGGAAGCAGAAUGAAAACACACAAAACCCUCAAGAGAUACACCAGAGUGAGAACACACAAAUUUCUCAAGAGAUGAACCCAAGCAAAGUCACACAAAGUCCUCAAGAGAGAAGCCAGAAGGAUGUAACAAAAAGUCCUAAAGGAAUAAGCCAGAAUGGAAAGACAGAAAGUCCUCAAAUGCUAAGCCACAUUGAAGACACACAAAACACACGAAACCCUCCAAUGAUAAGCCAGAGUGAGAACACACAAAUUUCUCAAGAGAUAAACCCAAGCGAAGACACACAAAGUCCCCAAGAGAUAAUCCUGAAGGAUAUAACACAAAGUCUGCAAAAGACAAACGGCAAUGAAAUUGCACAGAGUCCUCAGAACAUAAACCAGAAUGAAAGCAAGCAAAGUCCUCAAAACAUACCUAAAGCCAGGACAAGUUGGAUUUUCUCUGUUUUUGCAUUGCAAAAGGGCCAAGCAAUAGUUGAUAAAGUACAAGGUGCUGCAGUACCAACCCUCUCAGUCUCAGUUACCAGUGGAGAGCAUGUAGAUGAUGCAAUUAUAAAACCCAAAGAACCUGGAAAAAGUAACAUUUUUCCUUCAACAAUGAGCUCUCUAUUUGACAAGGUGAAAGCUAAAUCCAGGGAGAAGAAGCCAGAUGCUGGCAUGUUAAAGAGAAAUGCUGGGGACAAUGAGAUAGAGGAUAUUGAAGCAGGGCCACUUGAGGCAACAUGUUCCUCAAGGACGGAGGUGGGCAAUUCUUCUCAAACUGGAAACCAGAAUGGAUGUGGAGAUGAAGAUGCUGGUGAAGCUCAUGAAUGGGAAAUUCUAAAAUCUAUUGUCUAUGGCGGAUUAAUUGAAUCUAUUACAAGUUUAGGUGUUGUUUCUUCUGCAGCAGGUGCCGGUGCUGAUACAUUGAAUGUUUUGGCUUUGGGAUUUGCAAAUCUGAUUGGAGGACUAAUCAUCAUUAGUCAUAGUUUUAGAGAACUGAAAAAUGACAAGCCUUCUGGGGCUUCCACAAAGGUCAACGUAGAAGAAGACCGGUAUCAAGUACUGUUAGGACGGAGACAGAAUUUUGUAUUGCACGUCAGUGUAGCUAUUUUAUCUUUCCUCUUUUUUGGUUUGGUUCCUCCUAUUGUCUACGGCUUCUCAUUUCGUAAGAGUGAUGAUAAAGACCUCAAGCUUGCAGCAGUUGCAGGUGCUUCUCUAGUAUGCAUCAUUUUGCUUGCUCUUGGGAAAGGUCAUGCUAGAAAACCACAUAGAGCUUAUUUCCGAACUGUAUCAUACUAUGUCGCUUUGGGUUUUAUGGCUUCUGGCAUCUCGUACGUAGCUGGUGAACUAAUUAAGAAACUCCUACAGAAGCUUGGUUUGUUUGAGUCAACUUCAGCUGUCAGCGUGGCAUUUUUGGAGACAAUACCAUUGGAGGUUGGACGGGGGUCCUAUUGAAGUUCUGGGAUUGAAUCCAAAGCAUUUUGAAGUAGAAGUAAUCCGAAUAAAUGAUGCCCUGAGCAUCAAUUUUCUUUUAGUCGUGUAACCUUAUUUUAGCUUUCCUUUGCUUUUUCUUUGGUAUCUAUUUCUCCUGGGUACAUUACAUUUAGUUCUGCGGCAAUGGAGAAACUUGUUAAAGUAACAUUUCCUUCAGGUUGACGGAAAUUUGAGUUUAAACAUUAUAGUCGAUUUGGGCAUUA
Theobroma umbraticum is the source of this 2840-nucleotide messenger RNA. RefSeq names its product membrane protein of ER body-like protein. The record is from RefSeq and is a predicted model, not a curated record. Lineage: Eukaryota; Viridiplantae; Streptophyta; Magnoliopsida; Malvales; Malvaceae.